AUGUUCACUCAAUUGUUCAAGUCGUGCUUUUCUACAAUGAAGAUGAAAGUAACAAACGAAUCGUCGGGAAUUCGUCGUGAAUCUAAUUUAUUAUCUAGAAAACGGGCGCUUUUGUGCGGACAGUCAGUGGAGGAACCAAUACCUAAAAGACGGGGUGUUUCUCCACCGGUUAGUGGGGUUAGUGAGCGUUUGGAGCGAUCGGUACCUCCACCGGUACUUUCAUCAGGGAGGAUGAUGCGUGCACCAUCCGAAGAAAGUGUGAUAUUUGUGGGUGAAGAGAAAAUUAAACCCAUCGAGCGUCGACAAAGUGAGGCACAACGCCUUAUUUUAAAAAUUCAGAAAAAUAAAGUACCACCGCAAACUGUUGAAGCGGCGAUGGUGCACACAACUGUUGAAGCGGCGAUGGUGCACGCACCAGCAGAUGCUUCCACAUCGUUUAAUGUCCAAGAGGAUGAAAAAACAGUUAAGGCUGAGGAAGAUUUAGAAAGGAUAUUUCUUUCAGAAGGGGAGCCUUCAUUAAAUUCAGUAUUAACGGACAUCAUAGAUGUGGAAGAGGAGCGACAGAAUGAUCCACAAUUGGAAGAAGAUUACCAGCGUGGAGUAGUUAAAGCCUUAUCACGACAUAUUGAGAGGUUGGAGGGCGGUCUACAAAAUAUUCUUAAACAAGAGGAGCUGCUGAAACGUGUCACGAGUAACGUUUUAGGAUAUAUUGAAAAGGCUGCUCAAAUAGUUCACGAGAGGAAAAUCCAUCAAAUAAACAACAUUAAACAUCAUAAAAAUUUGUUGGAAAACGCUGCAAAAACAACUGCUCAAGUUGAAGUUAAGGAAGGUUUUUUUGAAUGUAGUGAAAGCAAUGCAGGGAGUCAGUUACACAGAUCAAUAAAUAAUAUUGAAGCUUGUAGUAAGGAUAAACCAGAUGACAAACCUGAAAUAGAAAUAAAAGCUGAAAUUAAGAAAGAACUUGCUCAAGAUGAGCAACAAUAUAAUAUAGAAAGUCAGCUAACUAAAUCCUUUGAUCUUGGAGACUUGAAGAAUGAACCAGAUGAAGAUAUCUCAGGAAAAAAGUAUACGGAAGUUUUAAAAGAAAUGAAUCAAAAGAUAGAUAUCGGGAAGAUAGGAAUAAAAGUGGACAGACUAAAAAAAACAGAAGGAGGAGAUAUCCUCGUAAAAUUAAAAGGGAAGGGAGCCGCGGAAAAAUUGAAACAAGAAAUGGAUACGAGAAUGUCUGGUAUGAACAUGGCCAUACGUAAAAAGGAAAUCCAUUUUACAAUAACGGGGUUGGACCCUGGCGUUACAGAGGAGAGGCUACAUAGCGCCAUAAAGUCAUACACAGGUAUCCCCAAAGACGAAGUAGAUAUAAAAUCGUUAAGGACCAGUAGGUACGGGGAACAGUUGGCUACUAUAGCCGUACCCCCAACAAAAGCCGUACAAUUGAGGAAAUAUAGCUCAAUCAUUAUAGGCUGGGUGUCAUGCCCGAUCAUGGAAAAGCACACGCCCGUAAGAUGUUACAAAUGCCUCUUAUACGGGCACAAUACUUAUGAGUGCAAGGGGGAAAGCAGGGUAGCAUGCUGCUACAACUGCUUUAAAAGUGGUCACACGGCGGUGCAGUGUAGCGGCACUGCGUACUGCCUUACGUGUAAAGAAGAAGGGCAUCGCAUGGAUCGCAUGGCAUGCCCAGCCUAUAGGGCGUGGGUAUACGGCAGGGGAGGAGAAAGGGUGCCCCUCAAAAAAAAUGUGUAA
Diabrotica balteata is the source of this 1740-nucleotide messenger RNA. The record is from the annotation of a GenBank genome assembly. Lineage: Eukaryota; Metazoa; Arthropoda; Insecta; Coleoptera; Chrysomelidae.